CGUUGGAUCAUUUUGCCAAAGGUUUGGAGUACUGUGGGAUGGCAGGAUUUCAUUUACUCAUGAAAGUAAUGAGAUAUAAUACUUCAUGAGGCCUGUGUGGCUUAUGUGCCAUUUCUAUCAUAUUGAUUACAUGCCUAGGAGACAUUGUUGCAACUCGCCGAUGCAAUUCUCCCCUUUCCUUCUGCUCCCCUUUCUAGCUGCUAUGAGGGCAUCUCAUCCUUUUUUCUCUUUAUCGGUUUAUAGUGCCUUAAUAUCAUCUUAUAAGGAUGCCCUGUAUCUCAGCUCUUUGCACAGCCACUCUCCAUAGGACGUUCCUUCUCUUCUUGUUGAAGUGUCUGUCUGUCAUCAUCACCUCUUUCUAUCCGCCGUUCCUUCUCUCCUUCCCUCUCCCGGAGUUUUAAAGCACUUAUGCUACCAGGUAGUUC
Trichoderma harzianum CBS 226.95 is the source of this 425-nucleotide messenger RNA. RefSeq lists its product as hypothetical. The record is from RefSeq and is a predicted model, not a curated record. The coding region runs from base 86 to 307 and encodes 73 amino acids. Lineage: Eukaryota; Fungi; Ascomycota; Sordariomycetes; Hypocreales; Hypocreaceae. The transcript is spliced from 2 exons.